Messenger RNA from Stegastes partitus (bicolor damselfish), 1706 nucleotides. RefSeq names its product DNA primase subunit 1 (gene prim1). Gene Ontology annotation, biological process: DNA replication, synthesis of primer. The transcript has 13 exons. The record is from RefSeq and is a predicted model, not a curated record. Bases 107 to 1387 code for a protein of 426 amino acids. NCBI's taxonomy places the organism in Eukaryota, Metazoa, Chordata, Actinopteri, Pomacentridae.
UGUAAACCAACACACUGAGCUGACAGCUUGUUAAUGUAGAAGGCUAACAUCCCGGGGAUAUUUUAGCGCGACGUUACAUCGGUAUCGGAGCUGUAACUCUGUCAUAAUGCCGUGCUCAGACUAUGACCCGGCGUCUCUGCCCGACUUAUUACCGCUGUACUACCGCCGGCUGUUCCCCUUCUCUCAGUAUUACCGCUGGCUCAACUAUGGAGGAGUGCAGAAAAACUACUUUCAGAAUCGAGAGUUCUCCUUCACACUGAAAGACGACAUCUACGUCCGCUACCAGUCGUUCACCACCCAGAAUGAGCUGGAGAAGGAAAUGCAGAAGAUGAACCCUUACAAGAUUGACAUCGGAGCAAUAUACAGUCACAGGCCAAAUCAACACAACACUGUGAAGUCAGGGACCUUUCAGGCUCUGGAGAAGGAGCUGGUGUUUGAUAUUGAUAUGACCGACUAUGAUGAUGUCCGAAGCUGCUGCAGCGCUGCAGACAUUUGCUCCAAGUGCUGGACUCUGAUGACCAUCGCUAUUCGUAUACUGGAUCGAGCUCUUCGAGAGGACUUUGGUUUCCAGCACCUGCUGUGGGUUUAUUCUGGCAGAAGAGGAGUGCAUUGUUGGGUGUGUGAUGAAGCAGCCAGGAAGCUCUCUGUAGCCGCUCGCUCUGCUGUGGCAGAAUAUCUCAGCUUGGUAAAGGGUGGUGAAGAGACGGUGAAGAAAGUCAUGCUGACAGAGCCGAUUCACCCUUUCAUCAGAGAGUCUUUAGUAGUUGUGGAGCGAUACUUUCCCAGAUACGCGCUGCAGGACCAGGACAUACUGGGCCGCAAGGAGUCUGUAGACAAAGUGCUGGCACUCGUCCCUGAGGAUGUAAGAAAAGACCUACAGCAGGAUUUCCAAAAUGAGAAGAAGCCAGAGACUCGUUGGAAGCUGGUCAAGGACCAAGCCAGUAAGAAGCAGGCAACUGCCAAAAAGUUCCAGCACUUCGAAAAAGAAAUCAUGCUGCAGUAUUGUUACCCACGGCUCGAUGUGAAUGUCAGUAAAGGUGUGAACCAUCUGCUGAAGAGUCCUUUUAGUGUCCAUCCCAAAACAGGACGCAUCUCUGUUCCCAUUAACCUCAAAGAAUUAGAUACGUUUGAUCCCUUUGCUGUACCCACCAUCAGUCUCAUCUGUGAGGAGUUGGAUCGGCCCAGGCCAGGCGAAGAGGAAGAGAAGUCAGAGGAAACAAAGGAGAAGGAAAAUGAGAAAGAUGCAGCAGAGAGGUGGAAGAUUAGAGAUUACAAAAGAACCAGCUUGGCAAAGUAUGUGAAACACUUUGAUCAGUUUCUAGAUGGAAUGGCUCGGGCAUGGAAAGGAGAACUUCUCAGAAAGAGCGAUCUUCAGAAAGAAUUCUGAACUGGACCAACAGUCAGAGAACGACACCUCUGAAGAGGCACAGCUUGUAGCUCUGUGGUAUUGAGUGGGGCUAAUGAUGCAAACUUGGCCUCUUUUUAAGGUGUAAUGGGGACAUUUUUCAGACGGACAAUAAUUUCAACCAAAUCUGUUGAUUGUUUUGCUCUGCUGUGACUCAGUAAUUGUACAUUAAUACAACAAACACUUCCUCGUUUUCUUACUGUAGAAUUUCAUACUAAAAUGCCAGUUUUAUAUUGUUUUUCUACCUGUUGCCUUCCUUAUGCUACAGACAUUUGUGAAAAUAAAUUUAUUUCUGCUUUUG